Molecule: messenger RNA, 2056 nt
Organism: Lecanosticta acicola
Lineage: Eukaryota; Fungi; Ascomycota; Dothideomycetes; Mycosphaerellales; Mycosphaerellaceae
Source: the annotation of a GenBank genome assembly
AUGCUGCCAUCCUAUGUCUCGUCGGCCUACCAGGAAAAGAAGAUGAACCGGCACGGCUAUGGCGGCGCCAAUGGCUUUGCGAGAGGGCAGGGCGCCUAUCCCAUGGGCGAGGCGGGGAGGGACUUCAGUAUCCACGCGGACAAAUAUGAGAAGUAAGUGGACGUGCCCUUCAGCAGUAUCAACGAAGACGGAUGAUGUGCUGACUCGGAGACACAAGAUAUCAACCACGAUCGUCACGAAACAUGUGGCUACGACGACGAGGGAUGCUCAUGCGCUUGGGCGGUGUCAUUGCCUUCGUGAUACUAAUACUCAUGUUCUUCUUCCCGGCGCUGCGGCCUGCAGCCCUCUUCGCAGGGCCGUUCUCGAUGACCCUUUUUGGCAGCGGCGAGGAAUUCCAAUUAGAGACUGUACGGUAUUACGACCUUGCGAACGUCGCUGGCACAAGUCGCGGCUGGGAACGAGAAGAGCGCAUCCUCCUCUGCGCUCCCCUGCGAGAUGCCGCACCGCAUCUACCGAUGUUCUUCUCCCACCUGCGCAACCUGACCUACCCGCACAACUUGAUCGAUCUCGCCUUCCUGGUGGGCGAUAGCAAAGACAACACCCUCACCCUCCUAUCCGAUCUGCUCGCAGACCUACAAACGGCCGAAGAUCCGAAGAAUGCGUUUGGGGAGAUCUCGGUGAUUGAGAAGGAUUUUGGACAGACAGUGAAUCAAGAUGUGGAGAGCAGACAUGGUUUCGCAGCACAGGCGAGCCGGAGAAAGAGUAUGGCGCAAGCACGAAACUGGCUCCUAUCGGCAGCGUUGCGGCCAACACACAGCUGGGUAUACUGGAGAGACGUAGACGUUGAGACAGCACCUUUCACCAUCCUGGAAGACCUGAUGAGGCAUAACAAAGACAUUAUCGUACCGAGUGCGUAUUGAAAGAGCUGCAAGAAGACGGUGUAUUUCAGAGCUAACACAUGGACAGAUGUAUGGAGACCUCUGCCAGAUUGGCUAGGAGGAGAGCAGCCGUACGACUUGAACAGCUGGCAGGAGUCGGAAACUGCUCUGGCGCUUGCAGAUACGCUGGACGAGGAUGCGGUCAUCGUGGAAGGUUACGCAGAGUACGCAACAUGGAGACCGCACUUGGCGUAUCUUCGCGACCCGUACGGUGAUCCCGACAUGGAGAUGGAAAUCGACGGAGUCGGCGGUGUCAGUAUCCUGGCAAAGGCCAAGGUCUUCCGAAGCGGAGUCCACUUCCCAGCCUUCAGCUUCGAGAAGCACGCCGAGACUGAAGGCUUUGGAAAGGUACGAUCAGGAGCGCGAAGCUCCCAACUUCAGCCUGACUAACGAUGUCUAUAGAUGGCGAAACGAAUGGGCUUCUCUGUCGUUGGCCUUCCCCAUUACACGAUCUGGCAUUUGUACGAACCCAGCGUCGACGACAUCCGACACAUGGAAGAAAUGGAGCAAGAGCGCAAGCAGCGCGAGCAAGAGGAGAAGGAGAAGGCGGACAGAAUGAAGAAGAUAGAAUCUCAAUUCGAAGAAGGGUCUUCGCAGUGGGAGAAGGACAAGGAGGCGAUCCGCGACACGUCGAAGAAGGAGUUUGUGGAGAAGCAGCAAGCGGGAAAAGCCAAGGAAGGCGAAAAGGCGCCGUCUGAAGUGUAAGUGCAAGAAGCAACGAGAAGCUGGAGACGCACGAGAGCUGUCGUCGAGAGCGGAGACUGUUUGCCUGUCAUGUUGUGGAGCGAUGAGUUGACGAAGAUGUGUGUGAAGGGGAAAGAAGUUCGCUGACUCGUUCUCGCUCGAACAACAGCAGCAAAGAUGAGAACGCAGGGUCAGAUCCGAGAGGGGGACGACAAGCAUCGCAGCAGCAGCAGCAGCAGCAGCAGCAAGGAGGGAAGAUGCAUAUCGUCGACCCGCUGGGCGAGAUUCCGGAAGUAGGUGGCAAUGGCCAACAAGCGGGCAGUAACGCCGCUCCGCCCGUGAACCCUCCUCCUUCGAAAGAGCAAAAGCAGAAUGUCGAACCCGCCCAGAAGGCCGAAGCAGCUCAGCAAGCGAGAGCCAAGGUUGAACGUUGA